Molecule: messenger RNA, 4836 nt
Organism: Homo sapiens (human)
Lineage: Eukaryota; Metazoa; Chordata; Mammalia; Primates; Hominidae
Gene: CYP2R1
Product: cytochrome P450 family 2 subfamily R member 1
Exons: 6
Coding region: 2814-4154 (446 amino acids)
Biological process (GO): vitamin D biosynthetic process
Cellular component (GO): endoplasmic reticulum membrane
Molecular function (GO): oxidoreductase activity, acting on paired donors, with incorporation or reduction of molecular oxygen; monooxygenase activity; iron ion binding
Source: RefSeq, a predicted model, not a curated record
AGCCGCGCCGCCACUUCAGGUCCAGGGUGGACGCAUGCCCUCAGGUGCGGGCGUCUUGCGAGUCGGCCUCGCAGCUCUGUGGAAGCUGCACGCGGCUUGUCGGAAAAUCAAGGCGUUCUGAGUUCUAGAUGGUUAAUAGCAGGUUCUUCGGUGUCUGCAGUCGACGAACGACUGGUGUAGGCGUUUGCUGUGAGAAUGGAGAAUGCAGGGGAACGCCCCUGACUGAGAAGCGGGCCCUGGGAAACGAUUGUGAACGCGUGAAUGAAUUGAUGACUAAAAUCCGCUGCGGGGGUCCUACAGCGCAGAUGGUAAUGCCGUUCUGACUGGCUGGGAACGGCACCUUAGCAGAUACUUAAAAGGCGCCUUCUGUGUGCCACUGUCACUGCCAACUUGGUGACUCAUUUAAAACUCAUAACCAGCCGGUGAGGUCGGUACUUCGCUCCUCCUCAUUCUGCGGAGGGGAAAGCAGCACGGAAAUGCCCUGUGACUGGCAGCGGAAAAGGCGACCACCGCUUGUGUGUGGGUGUCCCGACGUCCGGAGGGGGCAGGAGUUUCCACGGGUCCUGGGACAGAGCUCACCUGUUUUGUUUUGAAUUACACUUAUUUAUAUGCAACUACAGGCCUGACGCUAGCGGUGAAGAAGGCAGAUACAGCCUUUUAAGGAGUUGGCAGAUGAGUGGGAGAGAGAAAACUAAUCUCAUUAUCGGCCACAGGCUGUGGUCAGUGUUUUGAAGGAAAAGUACAGGGAUGUUUGGCAACUGUGGUAUUUCAGGUUUGACCUUAAAUCCUUACUUAAACCAAUUUUUACAAGGAUUGGUCUAGGUGCCCGGGCGCGGUGGCUCACGCCUAUAAUCCCAGCACUUUAGGAGGCCGAGGCGGGCGGAUCACGAAAUCAGGAGAUCGAGACCGUCGUGGCUAACACGUUUACGUUGUUAAAGGGAAGCUGGACGAGAUAAUAAAGGUAGAAACAGCAUAACUGCUGAGCAGUUGGAUGUGGAGUUUGGAAGAAGAUAAUGAGUCAGUGUGGGUGACUGCAAAGUCCUGGGCCUCAACCACUUGAAGGAUGUAUGGAGUGGUCAUUAACUGGGAGAGUGAAAAAUUAUGAGUAGGGCUGGUUUGGGUGAGGGAAAGAGACUUGAAGAUCAUGGAGUGAUCUAGAAGGCAAGGAAAAUGUUUUGUGUAUUCCUGUUUACAUCUCUGCCAGCAUUAUAAUUAGCCCAUAAUUGGCACUAAAAUUAUUGAAUAAAUCAAAGAAUAUAUAAGCUAAUCUUGUACCCUUCCAUAGAUCAAAGCAGUUUAAGGAUAAGUUUUCACAAUUUGAGUCACACACCUUUACCAAAAGUCCUUGAAAACUGUAUACAGGAAUACAUACUAGUUCAAGUAAAAAUUUCUCCAGUUCUACCCUCAAAUAGAGGACUAUUUCAGAUUCUUGAGUAAAGGUGGAUUGUGUAACAACUUUCUCAAGCCAUGGCUCCUCCUUGCUUUUUAUGAUCCCUGGUGUCCACAAUUUGAAGCUCUACCCUGAAGCUCUAUCCUGAAAUACAUUUGCCCUCUGUUCUGCCUUCAUAGUGACACAACUUUAAGUUCAUGGCUCUUUUACUAUCCUUGUGGAAUGGCAUCUUUUUAUUGUCUCUGCUAAAGUUCCCUUCUGCGAAGAGACUUUCCUUUAAUAGGACUACAUUACUGCAUUGUCCCCACUUUGCUCGGCUGGUAGCCAUUCCCUUUUACUUAGAACUCUUCUACUGUCACUUUUGACUAAUACCACUGCUUAUGGCAGGCAGUCCAUGUUCUUUUCCCAAGGUUCUGGAUAUACCUAGUGCUCACUUGGCAGAGCCCACCCGUGUGCCAAAGACUCUGGUGGCCCCAUUACUCAGCUGGUUAGUUGUUACCACUUGGCAGUCCUCAUGACCUUUGCUGAUAUAACUUUCUGCUGAACUUUUGUUCUCUGCUAAGCCUCCUGUUUUCUUCUGAAGUAGUGUGUACCAUGGCUAAAUCUCCUUGACUUGUUUGCACAGGGAUAAGGCUUGUCUCAGUAUUUUGGCUGUAAAAUGCUAUCCUGAAAGGAUGGCAAUAAGCAAUCUUUACAUUCCACUGAUAAGGGAAUAUCGUUCUCUCACUGACUGGCCUCUUAUAUUGGGUUAACUAGAAUAGACUACAGGAGGUGUGACAUUGUAAGUGAACCUGGGGUGAGGCACAGGGCAGACAACUCCAGCAAGGCAUGGAAUGGAUCCUGUUUUGCCUUCCCCUUAACUGAGAGGCAGCCACCUAACCUAUGUGGUAAAUGCCUUUCCUCCAAGGUUAGGUUCCCUUAGAGCCCUCUUCAUUCACUUUGUGGAAUACAGAGAGCCAAAUACAAAUGGGCUUAGUUACAAUAUGUUUAUACUUCAAAGUUGUCUCUCAGGUAUUUGACAAUCCUCUCCCUCACUAGCCUCAUUCAUCUUGGAAAUAGAAGGAGAUUCCUAGAUAUCAUUGAACAUUUUGAGGUAAAAUGAAUCAUAAAAGAGCAUAUAUAUCAAAUAUAUUUUCUAUGGCAAUACUGAAGCCCAGAUAGGUUAAGUGUUCUGCUCAGAGUCUUUUAUCUGUUUAAUGGCAAACCUUAAACUAGACCCAGGCCUCCCGAGUCCAGUACCCUUUUCAUUAUACUGUUGGUAAGACUGUGACUUUAGGCACUGAAUGGCAUAAUGAAAUCACACAGUUUUGCAUGCCUUAUAGAAGGAGGGCACUCUGAACAUUGUCAGUUGAGUAAUAACUGCCUAUAUUUUCAGGGACGUAACAAAUCCUGGAAGAGCCGCACUUACCACUUGUAGAUUUCCAUGGUUAUAUUUCUCCAUACAUGCUGUCAUUUAAAUGUUGUUUUUCUUCUCUUCUCAAAGAUCUUCAGUUUAGAUCUUGGAGGCAUAUCAACUGUGGUUCUAAAUGGCUAUGAUGUAGUAAAGGAAUGCCUUGUUCAUCAAAGCGAAAUUUUUGCAGACAGACCAUGCCUUCCUUUAUUCAUGAAGAUGACAAAAAUGGGAGGCUUACUCAAUUCCAGAUAUGGCCGAGGAUGGGUUGAUCACAGACGAUUAGCUGUAAACAGUUUUCGAUAUUUUGGAUAUGGCCAAAAGUCUUUUGAAUCUAAAAUCUUGGAAGAAACCAAAUUUUUCAAUGAUGCUAUUGAAACAUACAAAGGUAGACCUUUUGACUUUAAACAGUUAAUAACGAAUGCUGUUUCAAACAUAACCAAUCUGAUCAUUUUUGGAGAACGAUUCACUUAUGAAGACACCGAUUUUCAGCACAUGAUUGAGUUAUUUAGUGAAAAUGUGGAACUAGCUGCCAGUGCCUCAGUCUUCUUGUAUAAUGCCUUUCCAUGGAUUGGCAUCCUGCCUUUUGGAAAACAUCAACAGCUGUUUAGAAAUGCAGCUGUAGUCUAUGAUUUUCUCUCCAGACUCAUUGAAAAAGCUUCAGUCAACAGAAAGCCUCAGCUACCUCAGCAUUUUGUUGAUGCUUAUUUAGAUGAGAUGGAUCAAGGUAAAAAUGACCCAUCAUCUACUUUCUCCAAAGAAAACCUAAUUUUCUCAGUGGGUGAACUCAUCAUUGCUGGAACUGAAACUACAACCAAUGUGCUACGGUGGGCGAUUCUUUUCAUGGCCCUUUAUCCUAAUAUUCAAGGACAAGUUCAGAAAGAGAUUGAUUUAAUUAUGGGCCCUAAUGGGAAGCCUUCUUGGGACGACAAAUGCAAAAUGCCUUAUACUGAGGCAGUUUUGCAUGAAGUUUUAAGAUUCUGUAAUAUAGUUCCAUUAGGGAUUUUCCAUGCAACCUCUGAAGAUGCAGUUGUACGUGGUUAUUCCAUUCCUAAAGGCACAACAGUAAUUACAAAUCUUUAUUCUGUACACUUUGAUGAAAAGUACUGGAGAGACCCAGAAGUGUUCCAUCCUGAGCGAUUUCUGGACAGCAGUGGAUAUUUUGCCAAGAAGGAAGCUUUGGUUCCUUUUUCCCUAGGAAGAAGACAUUGUCUUGGAGAACACUUGGCUCGGAUGGAAAUGUUCUUGUUUUUUACAGCAUUGCUUCAGAGGUUUCAUUUGCAUUUUCCACAUGAACUAGUUCCAGAUCUGAAGCCCAGGUUAGGCAUGACAUUGCAGCCCCAACCCUACCUCAUCUGUGCUGAAAGACGCUGAAACUGCCUGGGAUGUUUUCGGGAACAAGAAUGUAUAUUUGCCUUAUCCCUGAACUUGGUUUAAUCAAAUCAAUGUGUGUAUUAGAAUAAAAGUCACAGCAUCAAAAAGCCAAAUGAACACAGAUGUGUCUUAAAAUAGUACUAGAGCAGAAACAAGCACUAGUCGUGAUUGUUUUUCAAGAUUUUAUGACUUCUGGGGUAAAAUUCUCUGUUGAGAGACACAAAGGUGCAAAUGAUGGGUGUUGCUUAAAAUGCUAAGAAGGGUCAUGGACGCCCUAAGCUGAGCAUCUUGUUUAGUACCAGGUACUUUCAUCCCUUCUUGACUCCAUCUGCCUUCUGUCCUGGGGGGCCUUGGUUCCAGAAACCAGCUCCCUUCUGAUCAGGUAUUGUCAUUAAUAAACUGUGUGGUACCAGUCCAGUUUAAUAGAGGACUACAGAAGAAAUUAAAACACAAAUAAAUGAGUUAGGACUAUAGAGGUAUUUUAGAUAUGGUGGGAGAUGGUAGAAGAAAUAUGUAUUUAAUGUAGAGCCUGCCAGUGCUUUCAUAUCUUGCUUCCUGCUCUGUCUUCAUAAGAACUGUGUCAUUCUUCUUAUAAAUGAGGGUCUGUGUGACCCUGAGUGUCCAUCUUCAUAGCAGUUAAGUAGAUAGGACAUUACAAUAAUAUAUUUAAAAUUUAAAAUGA